This is a messenger RNA of Hippocampus zosterae (dwarf seahorse), 3073 nucleotides long. RefSeq lists its product as uncharacterized. The transcript is spliced from 14 exons. Lineage: Eukaryota; Metazoa; Chordata; Actinopteri; Syngnathiformes; Syngnathidae. The coding region runs from base 299 to 2074 and encodes 591 amino acids. The record is from RefSeq and is a predicted model, not a curated record. Gene Ontology annotation, cellular component: cytoplasmic side of apical plasma membrane; cytoskeleton. Gene Ontology annotation, biological process: positive regulation of hippo signaling.
GUCCAAAUCUGCUUCUGUGGGUUGUGUGGUUUGUGAUUCAUCAUACGCACUAGCCAGGCGUGUACGUUUUUCAUCUCUUAGCAUAUGUAAUUAUUUAACUUACAUUAAAACAAGUAGAAAAGAAAAAUAACAUGUUUUAGCCACUGCCAGAGAAAGCUGUGUCGAAACACAUGAGACUGAUCUCCAACAUGUGAUGCCCGAUGUCAUCUUUUUUAAGAUCUGAUAUGGAUGAAGUGUCGCUGAUCAGCUAAGAGCUUUAAUUUAAAAAAUUGAGUUGUGAUCGACACAAGGUGCCACAAUGACCUCUUCAGUAAAGCAGCAGAGAAAUAUUUGUGUUCUUCUUCCCAACAAAACCCAGCUGGAGAUCACUGUCGGGCCAAAGGCCACAGCGCAAGACAUUUUCAGUCAGGUGGGAGAGCUUCUUGGUAUCAAAGAGAUGCACUUGUUUGGCCUCACUGUGGUGCGAGACAAUGAGCGCAUAUUUUUAGACAUGGAGGAGAAGUUGACCAAGUACUUACCCAAAGAAUGGAAGCAAGAGUCCGGAAAGACUUUUGAGAAGAGAGCCUUUCCUCUAGUGCUCUGCAUUAAAGUGCAGUACUAUGUUGAGAACGGCAGACUUAUCAGUGAACGCAAGGCACGCCAUCUCUACUACUCUGACCUCCGCGAGCGGGUGUUACGCUCCGAAUGCCGUCAACAGGAGGAGGUGUACUUCCAGCUCGCAGGUUACGCCAUGCAGGCGGAACUCGGUGACCACCAGCUUCCCAAGGACGGGGAAGAGAGUGCCCCUUACUUCGAACCCAAGGAGUACUUUCCUCCAUGGAUAAUAGCCAAGCGGGGACUGCACUAUCUCCUCUGCCAUGGCCCCAAAGUGCAUCAGGACCUGUGGGGCAUGUCGGCACGUGAUGCCAUCCUCCUCUUCAUCAGAGAGUCAUGUCGACUGGAGGACGUACCAGUCACAUUUUACAGACUGCAAAAGGACAAGAAGGAAGAGAGGGGAACAGCGGUACUCGGCCUGACCCUGAGAGGAAUGCAGGUUUAUCAGGAGGCAAACAACAUCAGACACUUGUUAUAUGACUUCCCCUGGUCCAAUGUGGGACGACUCACCUUCCUGGGAAAGAAAUUUGAGAUUCAACCGGAUGGCUUACCGUCAGCAAGGAAGCUUGUUUACUACACUGGGUCGUCAUUCCGCUCUCGACACCUUCUCUUGCACCUUAGCCGCAGCCAUCGCAUCUACCUCAGCCUCCAGCCUGCCCUCAAGCACCUCCGCCAGCUGGAGGAGAGUGAAGAAAAAAAGCGUUACAGAGAAUCCUACAUCAGCGAUGAUCUGGACUUGGACCCACCAGGCAGCGAAAGCAGCCCGGGUUUGUCCCGGAUUUCCACCAGCAGCUCGGGUAUCGAAGCCGACACCCGCCAACACAGCAUCUCGACAGAGAUGGCCUCCAUGGAGGAGGAAGCGGAACAAAAGGCAGAGAGGAGUUCCUACUCUGCCGCUAGCCAAGUUAGCUCCUCCACGUCUGGCCUCGGCAGCGGCAGAAAAGCUCACAUUAAGGAUGAGGAGUGGAAAGAGCAAGCUGAGAAGUUCACACCCGCUCGCACAUCAGAAAUGAAGGCUGUUGUCAGACAGGAAGUUCUUGCGGAUUAUCCAGAUGAGAUGUUCCAGCUGGCCGAUCUUCUCGAUGGUGUGUCGGUCGAUUGCACACUCUCCUCUGAGAUAACCUCGCCAGAGAACAAAGUUUGCCUCCCAGACAACAAUGAGCAUCUCCUUAUUUUAGAUAGCACCAGUACCCAGGUGGGAGAAACUAGAUCGCAUGUGGACCGGCACAGCCACAGUCUUGAUGAUGUCAGUUUGUUCCCACCUCAGGCACCCCUGGGGACCACACUACAAGCAGAUUCUUCACACAGCUACACCUUCGGCCUCUCGGACACCUCGGCAGACACCAAGAUGCCCUUAGUUCACGACUAUUACCCUUUUUUGCACUGCCAAGCCAAACCUUCCUUCUAUGGUCGCAGGUCUACCAACUGUCUGUCACUGGACCUGCUCGCAGAUGAACAUUUUCUGGAAUUCGUUCUGUAAACAAACAAAGAAGUCCUCACAUUUGCCUCAUUUAUGUGUAAUGAAGGUUAUCUACGGGAUCCAUAUGGGAGGUUUUUUGUGAUCUAACAUUUUUCCUGUGUUCCAUUUUUCAUCUGUUUAUUUUACGCUGACAAUUCUGUGGAUCCCAGUUUUGUUUUGUUUUUUUACCAGAAAUAUUUCUUUGUCAGUGACAUAUUUAUUGUUUUUUGUUUUUUUUUAUCAAUGUUUUGUAGAUGCUACCCGCAAUUUCAUUUGAUGACAUUUCAACUUGUGUGUACAAAAAAAAAUGCAAUUGUAUUGUUUUGUAUGCCAGCAAUCUCUUGAGGGGUUAAUAUUAAGGGCGAAAUACAUUUUUACAUUGUGAUCUUUUAGAUAUUUAUCAAAUGGAAUUUCUUUUAAUCUAUUUGUACUCCAGCACUGUCAGAACAUUUGUAAUGUGUUUAUUAUAUGCUUAAAAUAUUCAGAUGUCACAGUGCCAACGAUAAUGUUUCGUAACAUUUUACACUGCAUUUUUCUAGUGUGUUCAGUCAUCCCUCUCCUAUUAUUAUGCCUCAGCAAAUGUAGCUACUUGUGUGGAAAAAUACAUUUCUUUAUAGCUUGUAAACCAUUCAUCCAAAGCCUCCAAAUGUUUAAGCUCGUCUUCUGCUUUCAUAAUUACAACAUUACUGUUUGCAAACCUCUAUAUCUGCAACUGUGACAUUUACAAUGAAUUUGCAGUAUUAUUGUUUUAUGUAACCUCCAAACAAAGAUCCUUUUUGUAAAGUUAUUUUUCCCCCCAGAGAUAUUUUCAGUUUUGUAAAUGCCAAUUAGUAUGCAAAAGAAGAACUUUAGCCAGCAUGACCUCACUCAGAAGGAAUGCUAGUGAUUAAACACUGAAACUCUAUUCUGAUAAUGUAUGACCAACCUGCGGGUUCUUCCCAAUGCUGAAACGUUUUAAGAUAAAGCACUGUUUUUUUUUUUUUUUUUUAAUGAUAGCAAAAAUAAAUUUUACUACUUACU